Bemisia tabaci is the source of this 1316-nucleotide messenger RNA. RefSeq lists its product as uncharacterized. The record is from RefSeq and is a predicted model, not a curated record. Lineage: Eukaryota; Metazoa; Arthropoda; Insecta; Hemiptera; Aleyrodidae.
UAGCGCUUGGAUGGAUCUCGUUUUCCUCUUGCCAAAAAGCGAAAUUCCAAGUAAAAUUUAGGAGAUUUCCCAGAAAUUAUUUCUCAACAAUUUACACGAAUUUUGUAGCGAAAAUUUGCCUGAUGAUGCUGAAAUUUGCGCGAGCUGUGAAGCCGAUAUUUCAGCAUUAAUGACAAGGCAUCAUCAACUCCUCUUUCGCCCUUCACUCACAAGAUGGGCGCCAGACUGAAGGAAUACUUUCCCUACCGGAAAAUCGCUAUAGGCUCAUGACGAGCACAUUUUACGCGAAAAAUUAGUCAGUUUGGUUUGAGUGGCAUGGUAAGCGGCGAGAAUGACGCGAUACGCUCUAAUAGCUCUCGUGAUGUUGAGUUGCCACCGCGCAUCAGUCGAUGGAGAUGAAACGUCAAGAGUGCGGGUGAGACUUCAGAACGAAGGCAGUGAGAAUCAUUAUUCGAACCAAGAAGAAAACUCCGUUGUCAAGGACCAGGGCAAAUGGGCCAUCCUAGGAGUUGAUCAUGAAGAAGGGACGGGACAAAACCUUGUCGCCAGAGGUACGUCAUCGGAUGGCAAAGAAACUCGUAAUUGGACUGAUCGCAUUCCAACGGGAGGAUUCUUCAUAACCUCUCCGAAGAAGUGCCAAAACCGAUGCUCGCGGAUAUUCGGCUACUGGGAGGACCCAGCGGAAGAAAACCUGCUGAACCAGCCGAAAAUUGCCUCUGUCGGGAAAAUUUACUUCGGAGUUAAAUGUUCCUGCUUCGUGGACAAACGACUCAAGUCUCUCAUCACCGAAAGGUACGGCCCGAAUACCGCCAAGUAUUACACGUGGCUCUGUCGCUUUCGGCUGUUUGGAUUGAAGUAUCGCAAGUAUUUCAACAAGGGGGACAAAGCUAUCACAUUCGUUGGAUCUAGUGAGCUGAAAGAUUACAUUAAAAGGAAGCAAGACGAAUGGACCAAAAUGAGAGAAGCCCAGGAAACGUUGGCUGCCCUGCCGGAUUAUUCCAACACGAGAAGGAAGUGAAGCGGGCACAUAUGCGAUUUUGUACGUUGGGAACACUGUUUUUCCUCAAUUUAAAUCCAUUGAAAAUAUUGGCAGGCAAACUGCCUCACCAAGAAUCGAUCGUUUUACAUACAUUUAGAUGGAGGAAAUACAGAGUUGCCGACUUCCAAGAAUCACCACUGGGAGUGGGUGAGAUUAUUAGCGGGGUAGAUUGAGAUCCUUCACCAAUAUCACAGUAAUAGUGAAUACUUUUACUUUCAGAGUUUGUGUGCUUCCUCAUUUAGCUACUCAAAAUAAAUUGGUGUUUAAUAUUGAUUCA